Molecule: messenger RNA, 981 nt
Organism: Adineta steineri
Lineage: Eukaryota; Metazoa; Rotifera; Eurotatoria; Adinetida; Adinetidae
Source: the annotation of a GenBank genome assembly
AUGCAAGCUUCGCUACAAGCAUCUCAAACAUCACAUAAUGUUAUUGUGCAUCCGAAUGGUCUUGGUGUUAUACCACAACAAUGUAUACUCUAUAGUGACAAUGGUAAUAUUGGAGAUGGCCAUACGAUUUGUGGAAUAUCAUCCGAAAAGAAUAUCAAUACACUAAUACCUAAUGGUUAUUCAAUCAGACAAAUUAUUAAUAGUACACGGCUCGAUACACUAGUUAGUCAGAAUAUCGAUGUCAUGAAGAUCGAUGUGGAAGGAUCUGAAUUAUAUGCAGUACAAAGUGGUAAUCAUUUAUUCGAUAACUAUCAUGUUCAUAAUAUUAUAUCAGAAUUUAGUCCUCGAAUGAUGCGAGAUAAGAAGUCUGAUCCAUAUGAAUAUCUUAAUUUUUUCGUCUCUCGUGGAUAUAAUAUUCGUAUGGUCAACGAUCAGUUAGCUAGUUUAUAUGAACAAAAUACUUGGGAAACAGUAACAGUUUAUAAAUCUGAACAAGAUCUACGAAGAUUAUGUGAUGGCAGCGGAGAGAUGGAUCAACUUCUUGAUGCCUCUCAAAGUGCUCCUCAAAAUACUCGUCAGACUCUUGGGCAUGAUAGUAUUCAAAGCCUUGGUCUUGAUCUACUUCCAAGACUUGUUCGAAUUUUUGCUCAAACUCUUGCUCAAAGUGAUAUUGCUAGUCUUGGUGAUACUCUUGCUCUGCUACUUACUCAACUUCUCAAUACUAUUAACAAUCUUGGUCUUGAUCUUGGUGUUAGUGGUGUUCUGGCUCCUAGUCUUAGUGCAGAUUUUGAAUGCUCAUUAAAAUGCUGUUCUGCUGGUAAAGAUGGUGAUUGUGAUAAUCCUGGUAAUAGUUGUGCUCUUAAUGGUGAUGGUUCUAAUUGUUGUUCUGGUUAUACUUGUGGUCUUUAUGUUUAUGUUCCAACGACUGACUAUGGAAGAAGGAAUCAACCUCGACAAAUCAAACAACUCGGGGCUGAUUAA